This is a messenger RNA of Zalophus californianus (California sea lion), 6608 nucleotides long. RefSeq names its product bone morphogenetic protein 3 (gene BMP3). Lineage: Eukaryota; Metazoa; Chordata; Mammalia; Carnivora; Otariidae. Gene Ontology annotation, cellular component: extracellular region. Gene Ontology annotation, biological process: BMP signaling pathway; SMAD protein signal transduction; osteoblast differentiation. The record is from RefSeq and is a predicted model, not a curated record. The coding region runs from base 561 to 1973 and encodes 470 amino acids. Gene Ontology annotation, molecular function: growth factor activity; cytokine activity. The transcript has 3 exons.
UCUCUCUCUCUCUCUCUCACACACACACACACACACACACACACACACACACACACACACACAAAACUCGGACCUGCGGCACCACUGCUGCUCCAAUCCCUGGAAAAGGCAAGCGAGCGCCCUCCGGACCGCUGCGCGCACCCCGGCUCCGGCCCUGCGCCCGACGCAUAGCUAGUGCCUUUCCCGAGCGCGGCCGCUUCGGCCGGCUGUUCUGGAAGAUAAAGAGGGGAGGGAGGAUAGAGACAGAUCCUGAAAACACCCCGGCCACACACGCCGCGACUUAAGCUCUUUCUCGGCGUACAAGUGAGGACGGCGCCUGCAGCGCCCUGCCCUGGUGAGGUCCGCGCGGCUGCCGGGGAAGAGCCCACCUGCCCGUCUGCGAUCAGCCAGCGCAAAAAGUGCGGCUUGCCGGCGUCCUGCGCAAGCAGUGCCUGGGGCUCCCGGCGCCCUCGCCCCACGCCGAUUCGAAGUUCAACCCUCCGCUCUGUCGCGGGCCCCUCGCGGCCUCGGAGUGUCCCCCCGCCACGCGGGGAGCGGACGCGCGGCGCCGGGACCUCGCUAUGGCUGGGGCGCGCACGCUGCUCUAUCUGUGGCUGGGCUGCUUCUGCGUGAGCCUGGCGCGGGGAGAGGGACUGAAGCCGGAUUUGCCCGAGCUCCACAAGGCCGUGUCAGGUGGUGAAUCGGGCCCCGUGCUGCCGCCGCACGACAAGGUGUCCGAGCACAUGCUGCGGCUCUAUGACAGGUACAGCGGCGGCGGCAAGGCCGAGGCGGAACGGACACCGGGGUCCUCUGAGCGGGGCUCGCGGCCCCUGCGCCCCCAGCCCCUGCGCGAAGGCAACACGGUUCGCAGCUUUCGAGCCGGAACAGCAGGAACCCUUGGAAGCAAGGGACUGCACAUUUUUAACCUGACUUCUCUAACCAAGUCUGAAAACAUUUUAUCUGCCACGCUAUAUUUCUAUGUUGGGGAGCUAAUAAACAUCAGCCUGAGUUGUCCAGUGUCCCGAGGAUGCUCACAUCAUGCUCAGAGGAAACACAUACAGAUGGAUCUCUCUGCAUGGAUCCUUAAAUAUGACAGAAACCAAAGUCAACUCCUGGGUCAUCUUUCAGUAGAUAUAGCCAAAUCUCAUCGAGACUUUGGAUCCUGGCUGUCUAAAGACAUCACUCAACUCCUGAGGAAGGCCAAGGAAAAUGAGGAGUUCCUCAUAGGAUUUACCAUUACCUCCAAAGGACACCAGCUGCCAAAGAAGAUGUUCCCCUUCCCCGAGCCUUAUAUCUUGGUGUAUGCUAAUGAUGCUGCCAUUUCUGAGCCGGAGAGUGUGGUGUCAAGCUUCCAAGGACACCGGAAUUUCCCCACCGGAGCUGUGCCUAAACUGGAUAGCCACAUCAGGGCUGCCCUUUCUGUUGAGCGGAGGAAGAAGCGCUCUGCUGGGGUCCUGUUACCUUUGCAGAACAAUGAGCUUCCUGGGGCAGAAUAUCAGUAUAGGGAGGAUGGGGUAUGGGAAGAGAGAAAGCCUUACAAGACCCUUCAGACUCAGGCCCCUGAGAAGACUAAAAACAAAAAGAAACAGAGAAAGGGACCUCACCAGAAGAGCCAGACGCUCCAGUUUGAUGAACAGACCCUGAAGAAGGCCAGAAGAAAGCAAUGGAUUGAACCUCGGAAUUGUGCCAGGCGAUACCUUAAAGUGGACUUUGCGGAUAUUGGCUGGAGUGAAUGGAUUAUCUCCCCCAAGUCCUUUGAUGCCUAUUAUUGCUCCGGAGCAUGCCAGUUCCCCAUGCCAAAGUCUUUGAAGCCAUCAAAUCAUGCUACCAUCCAGAGUAUAGUGCGAGCCGUGGGGGUCGUGCCUGGAAUUCCUGAGCCUUGCUGUGUGCCAGAGAAGAUGUCUUCACUCAGUAUCUUAUUCUUUGAUGAAAAUAAGAACGUGGUACUUAAAGUGUAUCCUAACAUGACAGUAGAUUCGUGUGCUUGCAGAUAACCUGGCAGAGAACUCAUAUGAGUGCUUAAUUCAAUCAGUACUUUAUUUAAUGGACUUCCCCCUCCUUUUUUUUUUUUUGCACUGCCAAUGCAUUUCACCCCAAAAGAUUUUUUUUAUAGUCAAAGAGAAUGAGCAAAUAGACUGAUGAUUUCCACCAAGGAGAACUGGACUGUGUUUGUUUCUGAAUGUAACUCAAUGCAAGAUUUUAGUAAAUAUGGACAUUUAUUUCUUUUUUAAAAAAAAUCAUAAAAGAAAAAUGAUCACUCAAACUGUGUUUAGAGCUAUUAGAGGACACACUGAUUUAUUUUUGUAAUGGGCUUUGAAAAUAAGUUGGGAAAGCACCAACAGCUUAUCACUUAUCUCUGCUCAUAGAGAAUAGAAACAGUUCAUAUUCUGAAGUAGGCUUAUUGCCACAGAUUCCUGAGUGACUCAGCAAGUGCGAAAUAAUCCAAUCAACAUCUAUGUUUAUCUUAGAAAUGUUUAAGACUCUUGUUUACCUGUGUUUUUCCUCCAUGUGUACUUGAGUGAAUUGAUGAGCACAGAGUGUACGCUGAGUGGUGGUGUAUGUAUGUGUGUAUGUUGCUGGGUGCCCGUGCCACUCUGUAGGAAGGUUUGCUUAGCAUGGUUUUAUAAUUCAGUCUAUGCAGGAUUCUUUGUUUUUUUUUCAUUUCAUAUUCUGGCAAGCACCAUUCAAUUAUGAGAACUUCACCAAAAAGGAGAGAGUGAUCCAAGAGCAUAUGCAGAGAGUUACCACUUGGGCAAGCCAUUCAGUUUGAAAUACAGUUGUUUUCAUUUCAUUGCCUCCUAGAAAAGUGAACUAGCAACCCAAUUUUCAAAAACCCGGCUGGAAUUCCCUUCUGUACUUCUUUGUCACAAGUACCUUCAUUUGUUCUUUUAAAUUGAAUUCAAAAAUUCAACUAAAUUUUUAAAAUUUGAUUAAAAUUUUAGUUCUCUUGAUAUGGCUUGACUUCCUGUGAAGUAAUCCAUAGAUACUGAGGCUCAAAAACUGACGGAAUAUUGGAGAUUUCUUUAAAUGACCAAAUUAAUCACAAUCACAUGUUGAAUAUCAGACUUCGGCCACAUCCAGGGCCAGGCACCUUUUUACGUGGAUCAAGGUUCAGCCAUGAAAUCUAUACUUUAGCAAAGCUCACUAAAAAUUAUUCACCAAAAAAAAAGGAAGUCAAAUAUAGACGCUUUGUUUUUUCCCACUUCCAUUUGUCAUAAAUAUCCUCUUAUACUUUGCCCUUGAAAACUUGUUUCAAAAAUCUCUCUUGCUAUAUUCGCAAAAACAAAAACAUUUUCAGACCAUGGGUUGGUGAUGAUGUCAUACCUGUGGUUAGUAGUCCUCUGAAUUGAAUCUCACCUGAUUAGAGACGACUAAGCUGUUUCAGAGGCCAUGAACUACCAGAAGACAUGGGGUUUUUGUUCUCUCUCUACCUAUAGCUACCUAUCUUGGUUCACCAAUUAAUAAACAUUUAUUGAGCAUUUAUUUUGUAAAAGGCACUGUGUUAACUGCAUGUCUUUAGCAUCCUCACUGGUAAAAUGAAGAGGUUGACUAAUUGAGCUAGUUGAAUGGAUGAUACCGAUAGAUAUAACAACACUGCAAGUAUCUCUGUUCAUAAACCAAAGGCAAGAACAUGCUCAUCUUCAGUGUUUGAGAGCGAGUAUGGAAUUCUUUGUGGUUUCAGUCGUAUUUCUAGCUUUCUAACUUAUUAGAAAUGCAUUUAAAGAAGAUUACCACGUACAGAAGCUCUUUGACACUUUUGGAAUACACGGAGGUUGGCAUGAGUGUAUAUUAACUCAGAAUGAGACACACUCGUUGAAUAAUAAGUUAAGCUCUGGUGCUUGAGUUACUGUGGUUUCUCAUAGUUCAUUUUUUUUUUUAUUCUGGCAGCACUAUGUUAAAUAUUUGAAAUGAGAUAGGUGUUAGGAUUACUUUUAAUAAACUUUAUCAAAAAUUUGAAAGCAAAAUUAUAUAAUAGAAGUGAGCCGGUAUGUGACCACCUUAUCCUGGGUAUACCAUCUUUCAAUAAAGAAAACUUCUUUCUCGUUGGUAGAAAUAAUGAAAUUCUACAUUUAGUUUUUUCCUCUAGCAGUUCCCAGCAUUACUUUUCAGCCUUCUUUCCAGAUGUCUGUUUGUUACCUUUCUUAAUUUUAAUUGAUGACCAUUUACUACAGAUUAAAUCCCACAAUGGCCAGAAAAGCCUCUAAACAAUAAAAAUUUAUGAGUACAAACUAAGUAAGAUUUUAUUUUAAGUAGCAGUUUAUAUAACAAAAUUACAACAUAAUUAAAGAGCUUGGUAGUCUUUCAGCAAUCAAAAUACUUUUUGACCAGUAGCUAGUUAUUUCUGGGUGGCCUUGUAACCAUUAUUUCACUCCAUAUUGAAGACAUGUUAAGCUAUAAACAGGAAAAGUUAUAUUCCCCCCAAAAUAAAGGAAAAUUUCUUUUCAGUCGAACAGGUUGAAAUAAAUGAAAUGAUGUUUUAACUAAUAAAAAUUUACUGAAAUAGUUGGAAAACUGAAUGACUAUUUCACAAUUUCUUAGGUACUAGUGUAUGCAUAAUUUUUACAUAGACUGUUUACAAAUCUCCUGGUAUAAAAAUGGCAAUGGUGUGAGAAGAGAAAUUAUGUUUAGAAAUGCCAUUUCCUAAAUCAUGUAUCUCUGUCUGUCUCUCCCUCUUCUCCUUCUCCUGUUCCCCCCUUCUCUUUCCCAAAUGCCACUCCACCCCAGUUCCUAGAUGUGACACGCACACACACACAGAGUCACUUAAAAAAUGAAUUUUUUUCCAAUAGCUGUUCUCUUAAAUUCAAAUUCAGGGGCUGCUGAUGUCAAUAUAGUAUUUUCAAAGUAUCCUAUUGUAAACGGUGUGAUAAUAUACAAUUUACAGGAUUUGGGAUUGUGGAAUUUAAACUGGAAGAUUGGAUUCCCCAGAUCUCAGGACUACAAUACUCCAGAUACAUUUUUACAUUCACCUAGCUAUAUACUGACUGAUGAUCAUUUAUUCACUGAGAUAAGAUUUUUUACAUUAAUAUUUCUGGAACAACUCUUGUCACCUAUUUAAUGUUUUUAUAGACAAUCAUAUGUGUAUAAUACUAUUAUCAGUCUCCCAUAAAAAUUUCUUUUUAUAAUUACAUGAUUCAGUUUAGUCUUUCUGCUUUCACUUUUCUCUGUGCUAACAAGUAACUAAUAUCUGGAUAUUGACUUCUUGUUGUAUCAAGGUUGGGUUAAAGAAUAGCUAUGCACAUGUGGUGUGUAAGAUUAGGCAUAAAAUUAAAUAAGAAUGCUUGUUUCCCCUUGAGAAUCAUAUUUUAAUGUAGUUUAUAGGUGAUUAAAUGACCCCCCCUUUUCUAAACACCAAGCGUUCCCUCAGCUUUUCACACUAGUUUCUGUAAAUGUUUUAGACCAGAAUUUAAUGCUUGUACAGUUGGUGGCAAUUUAAGAAAUAUAUAUUAUAUAUAUAUAUAUGGGAAAACUUUAAAGAUGCUUUUAAUUUAUUUAAUGACUGUUGCUUUUCUAUAAUGGUAAUUUUCAUCCUUAGAUGGUGAGAGGAAAUUCUUUUUACUGUAGUUUUUACAUGCAAAAUGAAAUUUGGUUCUUUAGUCAAAUCCACUAACGGGGCAUGUCUCAGUGAAACUGUGUAAGACACGUCACUACUGAUGGAUAAGCUUUGCUGACUUUGUAUCAUUUUCCUCCAGUAAAGGAGAGCUUUUCAUUAUACAGUAUGAAAAUAAAAAUUGCUUAAUUGAACGCUUCCCCAUUCUUCUCUACUACACUGUGCUGCAUUUGAAAAGAGGUUAUAAGGGUUGGGCACAGAGUUGAACAUUUUCACAUGGUGUCAUGAGUGGGACAUCAUAAGCUACUAUCAACAAAGCAAGAUUACGACAUGGAACAAUACUGAAAUACACCCGGAAGGGGAACACUUGUCUUCCAAACUGGAGGAACACAACUUGAAUUCUUUUGUGUUUGUUUGGUUUUGUAUUUCUUGUUUAACCACAAAGUCCCCAUUUCUUAAUUGGAGAUAUUUUUUUUUUCUGGGAACCUGACUCCCUAUUUUGACAAUAACAUUGUUUCAUCACUUGUUGUUGUUACCAUAUUCUAGGUUCAUUUUAGAUGAUAAGCAUUUAAAUGUAAUUAAUCUGAUCAUUGAGGUAUAUUGCUCUAUUUUUAAGCUCUAGCCUUCCCUUUGAGAAAAAGAAUGACCCGAGGUUAGGAAGUAAAACAUAAUUUCAUAUUAUUUUCACUCAUUUCAUCUAUCUCAGAUUUAUUCAGACUGUGAGGUUUAACUAAAAUCUAUAGCUUUUUGGAAUUAUAAGGCACUUUAGAGAUCAUCUUGAGCAAGUUUCUCCGCCUCUCUGGGCCACAUUUAACUCACCUAUAAAAUGAGGCAAUAAAUUUCCUGCCUCAUAGGGUUGUUACAAGGUUUAAUAAGAUAAUACAUGCAAAUUACCUUGCCAAGUGCUUGAAACAGAAUAAAAACUUAGUUACUAUCAAUCGUUAUUAUUAUUAUUGUUGUCUAAUUCUGUCUUCCCAUUUCCCCAAUAAGGACACGUAGACAUGUUAUAGUUUACACCUAUUUGGAUGUCUACUGGUUGUGCCGUCCUCUAAAAACUGACUUCCACAGACAGAGACGGUUU